UUUAAAUGAAUGCCUCCAAACGGAGCCUGUUAGCCUGCUAGCAUGUUAGCAUGUCGUCCCGGGACAGCCGAGUUUAAACACUUUAAGAGAAAAUGCCGACGGUGGGAGCCGAGGCGGAGCUCCGGACCUUAAAUGAGUGUCACUACAGUUAUCCAUUAGAAACUCAGUCCGACCUCGACAAGGUUCGAUCUCUCUUCCCUGAUCUUCGUCUUCACGUCGAUUUUUACUGUUUCCCAAACAAGGAGAAGAAAAGGUUGGUCUACCUCGCCGGGACGGUCCAGGUUCCUUAUGAAGGAAGUCAAUAUAAUAUCCCAGUGUGCAUCUGGCUUCAUGAGACACACCCGGUGUCUCGUCCUCGCUGUUACGUUUGCCCAUCUGUCUCCAUGGUGAUCAACCCCGCCUGUCCCUGUGUGGACGCUGUAGGCAACAUCCGCCUGGAUGGACUCAGCAACUGGACUCACGGUGUGUCCAACCUGUCCAAGCUUGUGUCAGAGAUGAGGCAGGCCUUCCAAAGGGACACACCCCUUUAUUCUCAGCGUCCCCUUCAAACUCCUCCCCCCGCAGACAUGCAGAUGUCCCCUGGACAGGUUCGGGUCCGUUCGGGUACUCCGGUGUCGACGCCAGUCAGACAAGCUCCUCCCCCUGCAGGCGGAAGCGUGCACCGCGACUCCCUCUCCUCGUCCUCUACCACCUCCAUCACCUCCCCCGUCACCACCUCCAUCACCACCUCCUCCCCACAGAGCCGUGGUCUCUCUCCCACCCCCUCCCACAUGUCCGGACACAAAGCUGGCCAAUGGGAGCAGAGCAGGGGAGUGCGGGUGGGGAAGUCAUAUACAGAGGAUCUCCUGGGAAUUGACUUCAGUGCUGCUCCUCCUCCUCCUCCUCCCAGAAAUCAUUACAACCCCUUUCUGACCUCGACAUCUCCUUCAGCCUCCUCGCCAGACCCUCUCAGUGUCAUGAUUGGGACUCUGAGGCUGAGCGGUGAGUCCAGCAGGGACCACCGGGGUGGAUCACCGGUACGCAACAUCCAGUCACACGCAGACAAACGCCCAGCGAGUGCUGGUGCAGCACAGAGACACCGUCCAGACCUCCAUCCUGACAAACAUCAGGAACGUCGUGCUGCUCUCCUUCAGAUGGCGUCGCGGCUCCUUCCAGCCCAGGCAUCGGUCUUCCUGUCUCUCAUGACCAUGGAGGGGCGGAGCUUCAGCCCUGCAGACGUCAUGGAGGCAGUCCAGCUCAACAGAGAUUACCCAUCAGCCCUCAGGUUUUUGACUCACAUCUGUCCCAUCUGUCAGGACCAGGUGUCUUUCAGCAAGAUCAUCACAAUGACUCACUGCUCCUGCUUCCUAUGUCAGACCUGCUUCACAACGUUUUUCUCAGCAGCCAUUAAGGAGCGGAGCGUCGAGCAGCUGGUGUGUCCUCAGUGUGGGCAGCCAGAGGUCAGAGGUCAGGGCGGGCUGGAGGAGUCCAUGGACUACUUCAACCUGUUGGAUACGCAAAUCCGUCACUUCCUGCCUUCGCACAUCCACGAACUCUUCCAGAGGAAGCUGAGAGACCGAGCCCUGCAGGAGAUGCCCAACUUCUGCUGGUGUGCACAUUGUUCUUUCGGGAUGCUCCACGAAUCCGACACGUUGAGGAUGGAUUGUCCUUGCUGUAAAAAGAGCACCUGCUCCAAGUGCAGAUCACGUUGGUCCCCUCAGCAUCAGGGACUCUCUUGUGAGCAGUUCCGAGUCUGGCUGCAGCAAAACCAGCUGGACCACCACAGCAGCCCUGUGCUCUCCAACGGCAUUGAGUGUCCAAACUGCCACCUGGUGUUCAGCCUGUCCAGAGGAGGCUGUCUUCACUUCACCUGCAGUCAGUGUCAGCAUCAGUUCUGCGGCGGCUGCAGCCAGCGCUUCACUCUGGGAUCUACCUGUGGCUUCUCGGCUGACUGCGCCAACAAAGGCCUUCACGCCCACCACCCCAGAGACUGCCUGUACCACCUGCGGGACUGGAGCGUGAGCCGACUGCAGAUGCUGCUACAGUAUUUCAGAGUUUCCCCUACGUGGUUGGAACCCGCCAAUGUCGGCUCCCCUGACGCCAGUCUGGCAGGAGUGUGUGUGGUUCUGGAGCUGAGAGACGACGGCAGUAAACGAGAGGAGCCCUGCGGUCGACCUGCGCCACCCGAAUGCCGCGGAUACUGCCAGCUGCACUACAAGGAGCGCCUGGUGGACCUGAUCAACCGUUGCCGUGCCGACCCGGCGGUCCUCUUCGGUCCGGCCGAGAUCUCGGCGGAGCUGCAGCGUUGGCAGGUCGCCGUGCCGAGCAGGAGAGCCGACGAGCCGGAGCCGCUGUACACACACCGCCUCCGCCUGACGCUGACCAACAGCGUUCCCCUCAGGAAGCAUCAUCGCUCUCCGUUCAAACUCGGCGACGAGCUCCGCCCGCUCACUUCCACCUUGUCUACCGGAGCCCCGCCCCCCCACCUGCUUCUCACCGAAUGACUCCGCCCCAACUGCAGUAUUUUGUGAUUGCGUACCACAGCAAGCACUAACUCUUUUUCCUUUUUUAAUCGGGUCAACAUUUCUUAUCUGUUACAAGUCGUGGCGUCUCUGAUCAGUACGAGCUUCACGGUAAUAAUGAACACGGACCAAAGACCGAGUGAGCAGCUCAGAGCUGGCGCUCGCUCGCUGAAUGUAGGAAAAGCACGUAACGAUGCUAACGAGCCUCUCGUCAGUAUUCCAGGAUGCAGUUCUCUGUCAGUGUUAGCAGCAGGUAGCAUGUGCAUGCAGCGGUGGAGGACGAGCCGCGUCUCUUCUUCGUCAAGCCGCACUCCUCAACUUUAACUCCUCUGCACUUUAACUAUUUGGAUAGGUUGACCAAAUAAAUUACUAAUCUUAUAAGGCUUUAUCUUCUUUGCUGUUUUACUUGUGGUUAUCUUCCACACUUUGAGAUUCUCUGCUUAACCUCUGCAGUCUCAAACAAACCCUCAACAGUAUUUGUUUUUUGAUAAACUUUAUUUAUAACAAACUAUGAAAAGUUAGCAUGAGCUGGAGUGUCACUGUGG
Messenger RNA from Salarias fasciatus (jewelled blenny), 3046 nucleotides. Its product is annotated as E3 ubiquitin-protein ligase RNF31. Lineage: Eukaryota; Metazoa; Chordata; Actinopteri; Blenniiformes; Blenniidae. The transcript is spliced from 19 exons. The record is from RefSeq and is a predicted model, not a curated record. Gene Ontology annotation, molecular function: zinc ion binding; K48-linked polyubiquitin modification-dependent protein binding; K63-linked polyubiquitin modification-dependent protein binding. Bases 93 to 2483 code for a protein of 796 amino acids. Gene Ontology annotation, cellular component: LUBAC complex. Gene Ontology annotation, biological process: protein linear polyubiquitination; protein transport.